UAAAUCAUACGUUUUCGUGCAUUUUGUCCGCGUUGCGCGCCACGAGAGAUCGGAGACUGGGUUCGAUCUUACAGGUCACAUGAUCCGUUAGCUAUGGAGGACCAGCAGUAUGUACACUGUAUGUCCAUAUUUCCUUUGAAAAAUCGCCUUUUUGAACGUUAAAUGUUCUCCGUGGGGACAAGUAACGUUGAAUGCGAUUCAAGAGGUUACUUUCAUGAGUGCUAGAAAGUACCCAAGGCUGUCUGACGGGUAUCAUGAGAGAAGCCCAUAUAAUCAGUCAAGCAAGCAUUCCAGUAAGCCAAGCAACCAGCAAGAAGGUCGAUCAGAGAAAUCUUCUAAUGUUAAUGGUGGCUCUCGAAGCCGUAAUAACUCUCCCAGAUCAAGAAACAGCACAAUGUCUCCACGUUCACAGAGACCCAGUUAUAGCAAGGUUAAAGAGCUUUCACGACGUGCCUCGGGCACAUCACCAGCUGAACGAAAUCACUCCUUACAAAAGAGUUCUGGUGAUUUCAAAAUCAAUAGCAUCAGUACUGAUGAAAGUUUUCCGUGGUCCCAGCACACAAGUUCAUCGGGCAAGAUCUAUUAUUACAAUUAUAAAACAGAGAAAUCCCAAUGGGAAAAACCAAAAGAAUGGCUUGCAAGGGAACAUCAAAUGGAGCAAGAAAAAAAGAAACGCUUGGAAGUUUCUGACAAGAAUUCAUCGUCAAGUCGUGAAUUAUCCAACAAGAGAGACAGUUACGGCUGUUCUGUUGUUGGAAAUAAAUACAACAAAGAAAAGAAUGUUCAUCAAGAUGUUAAGCAAACAUCACAAAAGACUGACAACAAGUCGUUGCUUUCUCAUAACCAUAGACGUCUGUCAGGGUUACAUGAUAGUAGACGACUUCAUCAGCUGCAUAACUCUGACAACAGGAGGCUGUCACUACAGCAGCACACACCAGAAAGUAAAAAAUCUCAUUAUACUCAUGUUGGGAAUAGUCAAUCAACUGCUCCAAUCAUUAAAACUUCCUCUGCUAAUACGACUUCUGUCUCUACUGCAGUACACAGACCAGAUCACGUAUUUGCAAAAUCAGUUACUAAAGCAUCGCCUUCGGGAAGCUUACAUGACGUUUCUCCACCGCGUACUCCAGUUACUACUGCCGGUCAGAGUAAAUCCCCACUUGUUACCGUUUCACCAUUAAUAUCAAGCCAUUCUCCAGUCGUCCCACAACAUUCUCCUGUAACGAAAUCAUCUCCACGUCAUGCAACUCCCCAAAGGCUACGAACCAUGACCAACAGGUCAUCGACAUCAACUCCCCCACCUCCUCCACCGCCAUGUUUCCCUCACGCGUCACCCGCUCACACCUUAACUCCAGCUCGCCCUUCAGAAACAUCGCCAAAAACAUCAGCGGCUAAAGAGGGCUCGUCGUACAACGGUUUCCCGCAGGGAUUUUCUAAAGCGCAGCUACAUCCAUUACAACAGGCGACUUUAUUGCAACAGGCUCAGUUUCAAGGGAACUCCAGUAGAAUGAUGCCCUCUGCAAAAGAUUCAACACAAACGAAUACACAAUCUCCGCUCCAUCAAAUGAAACCGCCUAAUCAGCAUGUUCCUCAACAAUCUCAUGGUCUCCAACCAUCUCAAUAUGUUCAUCAACAUUCUCCAAAUGUACCUCGACAAUCCCAACAUGUUCCUCAACCGUCUGCUCCUGUUAUACAGCGAACCACAGUAGCGUCUAACCAACCAAUCCUUCAUCCUUUUCCGCAAACAAUCAUUCUUCAGGAUUUCGUGAACGGCUAUAAUCCCGAACUUAUUACUCAUACUCUUGCCUGGCCAGGGGAUAUUGUCGAAAAGCAGGCGCAAAAGUCAGCGGACGAUACUGUGAAUUUAUCCAUAUUGAACUGUCGACUGAAAGCUGACUUGGUCCCGCUUAAGUUUCAUCAAAAUCUCACUCGGAUGAGGAUGGACGUUGGAACGAAAAGGAUUGAAUUUCUUCGCGGACAAACCGAAAAACUGGAAUCCUCCGAUGCAGUGAGCUAGACCUCAAUCCCCAUCUCAUUUUGUAAUUGUCCAAUUUUCCAUGAUGCGUCUUCAAGAAGAAGUCCCUUUGUGACGUAGCCAUGUUUUGAAGCGAUUGUAAAAGCCAACAAUGUUUUAACUUCACGAAGUCAUACCAUGAACGACCCUCGUGUCAUCUUGGAUAAUGAAAUCAUGUUACGAACGGCAAUUUUAACAUUUUAUCUUUAAUAAACGUGUAUGUGUCUAAUGACAACUCAAUGUUUAACAAUCACACUGUCGUCUUAUGAUUGCAUGUUUUAAACCGUUGGUUUGUGAAUAUGUAAUUUCCAUGUUGAUUUAGUAUGUUGUAGAAGUCUGUAUAAACAAAGCUAACAUUGUUGACCCCGCUUAGAGAGUAUUCACAAAGGUUAGUAUAGUUUUCUUGCGAAUAUUCAUCUUUCGUGAGAUGAGGUAAGGGCAUCAAUACGUGUAUUAAAACUGAAUGACGUAUCACGUGUAAUGCGUAGCCAUCCGAUGCGUACUCCAGUUUAAUGUACAUAUCAGUGGGUAAAGGUCUACGCGGCACCUCUAAAAACCAUUGCAGCUUAGUGGGUCAAAUCGCCAAACAGUACAUCUUUAUUUUUAUGAUGAAAUACACCCCGACUAUCAGAAGCACCUUCCAAGCAAAUUUUUCAAACUUAUCAGAGGAAUUGCUGAACUUGGUGUUGUUUUGACUUUAUUUUACAAUGAUUGUCAAUGGAGUUCAAUCUGAUAGUCAGAGAAUGUUUAACUGUGUUGCUCUUUGUCUGAAUAAUUACCCUCCUGAUCCCCUCAGUCACACAAACCAUUCAACGAUGAAAGUUAACAUUGUUUGUUCGUGGUAAUGUUGGAGAAGUGGCAAUAUUGAUAAUAGGAUUUGGUCAAUAUUCGUUCAUACAUUGUUUGACAUCUUAAGUUCCUUUGUAAUCGAUUGUUUUCUAUACAAUUAUAACAUGUACACAUACAUGUACACACAUGUAUAUACAUCGUGGUAUAUGAAUAUACCCAUCCCUCCAUCUCAACGCACCCACAAACACAAUUAUGAAGCGGUUCACGUCUAUGAGUAGUAUUAUAAAUUACCUUAAAUUUGGAGAUUGUUAAAAACUAUCGAAAUCAUCAAAUGAACUUAAGUUUGGAUGUUAUAUUUAAUAGUGUUGGGCCAACAAUGUUCGUUUUGUUCGUACAAGGGGUUAAGGAUAGUUUAUUUUACGCACGGUAUUUACGAUGAUCAUCCCUUAGAACACGUAUCGGCAGGUGUACGCCUUUAUCUUGAAGAAUUUUGUUCAUGUUUAGGUUCAUAACCACAAAGGCGUUUUCAAAAGCGAUUGUUUUAUCCAAAUAGAAUGAAGAUAUGAGAACUUGUACAGUGUUUUGCACGAACAUCGCGCUUUAAAUAAGAACGUUUACUGGAAGCUCUAUGACGUUAUGCCACUAAAAAUACAAUGUAUUGUUUCUGUUAAUCUGGUGUUCGCUGUAGCAUCUAAUUCUCUAAAAAUUUCAUAUUUAGCGUCGAAUGUAAAAUAACCGAAAUAUAUACUUCCAUUAUUCCAAGUA
Messenger RNA from Xenia sp. Carnegie-2017, 3565 nucleotides. Its product is annotated as WW domain-containing adapter protein with coiled-coil-like. The transcript has 12 exons. Gene Ontology annotation, molecular function: RNA polymerase II complex binding; chromatin binding. The coding region runs from base 215 to 2014 and encodes 599 amino acids. Gene Ontology annotation, cellular component: nucleus. The record is from RefSeq and is a predicted model, not a curated record. NCBI's taxonomy places the organism in Eukaryota, Metazoa, Cnidaria, Anthozoa, Malacalcyonacea, Xeniidae. Gene Ontology annotation, biological process: positive regulation of TORC1 signaling; regulation of autophagy.